Messenger RNA from Archocentrus centrarchus (flier cichlid), 5985 nucleotides. It is a transcript of the gene megf10, whose product is annotated as multiple EGF-like-domains 10. Gene Ontology annotation, cellular component: membrane. NCBI's taxonomy places the organism in Eukaryota, Metazoa, Chordata, Actinopteri, Cichliformes, Cichlidae. The record is from RefSeq and is a predicted model, not a curated record. Gene Ontology annotation, molecular function: protein binding. The transcript is spliced from 25 exons. The coding region runs from base 131 to 3499 and encodes 1122 amino acids.
UCUUGGGAUGGGGAGGGUUUCAGCAUUGGUGGCUGCAGCUGUGCUUCUCUCAGCUCAGUGAAAUCAGAGAUGACUGGCCCCAAAGGCCCAUAAACUGCCUGCACAGACACAAUGUGCUGCUCUCACAGAGAUGGCUACAUCACUAUCAUUCCAAAGGAAAGUCUUGUUGGCUGUGGCCUUCUGUUACUUGCCCUGCAUCACUUUGUCCCUCAACCUGGAGGAUCCCAAUGUCUGCAGCCACUGGGAGAGCUACUCUGUGACAGUGCAGGAGUCAUAUGCCCAUCCUUUUGAUCAGAUUUAUUACACCAGCUGCACCGACAUCCUCAACUGGUUCAAGUGCACCAAACACAGAGUAAGCUAUAAAAUAGCAUAUCGUAGUGGAGAGAAGACCAUGUACCGGAGAAAGUCUCAGUGCUGCCCAGGCUUCUAUGAGAAUGGAGAGAUCUGUGCUCCUCAUUGUACAGAUAGCUGUAUUCAUGGCCGCUGUAUGGCACCCAACACCUGCCAGUGUGAGCCAGGCUGGGGGGGCUCCAAUUGCUCAAGUGCUUGUGACAAUGAUCACUGGGGUUCCCACUGCAGUAACAGAUGUCAGUGCCAGAACGGAGCUCUGUGUAACCCUAUCACUGGAGCCUGUAUCUGCACUCCUGGAUACAGAGGUUGGCGAUGUGAGGCCCGGUGUGACGUAGGCACCUAUGGGAAUGGAUGCCAACAGAAAUGCCAAUGCCAAAAUGGCGCUGCCUGUCAUCAUGUGACCGGAGAAUGCAAAUGCCCACCAGGAUACACUGGUGCUUUCUGUGGAGACCUAUGUCCACUGGGUAAACAUGGGGAGCAGUGUGAGGAGAGGUGUCCAUGUCAGAAUGGAGGAGUGUGUCACCAUGUGACCGGAGAGUGCUCCUGUCCAGCAGGAUGGAUGGGAACAGUGUGUGGACAGCCAUGUCCAGAAGGGAGAUUUGGAUCGAACUGUUCCCAGGAAUGUCAGUGUCACAAUGAUGGCUUUUGUGUGCCAUCCACUGGACAGUGCCUGUGCAGCCCUGGAUACACAGGAGAACGGUGCCAGGACGAUUGUCCAUUUGGUACUUACGGUCCUGGCUGUGCAAAGACAUGUCAAUGUAAAAACAACAGCAAGUGCUACCACACAAAUGGAAUGUGUCUGUGUGAGCCAGGAUACACAGGAGAGAUAUGUGAUGUCCGAUUGUGUCCUGAAGGGCUCUACGGCCUACGUUGUGAUAGGAAGUGUCCAUGCUAUGUCCGGAACACUCAUAGCUGCCAUCCAAUGUCAGGGGAGUGCACAUGUUUGCCUGGUUGGUCAGGUCUGUACUGCAAUGAGACGUGCGCCCCAGGAUUUUAUGGCGAGUCCUGUCAGCAGGUGUGCCAGUGCCAGAAUGGUGCUGAUUGCCACAGUGUGACUGGAGAGUGUAUUUGUGCUCCAGGCUUCACGGGUCCCACCUGUUCAGUCCCGUGCCCAGUAGGGACGUAUGGUGUGAACUGCUCCUCCAGCUGUAACUGUAAGAACAACGCUCAGUGUUCCCCUGUAGAGGGAUCCUGCUCCUGUAAACCAGGGUGGCAUGGGGUAGACUGCUCCAUCAACUGUCCCAGUGGCACCUGGGGUUUGGGCUGUAAUCUCACAUGUAUGUGUGGAAAUGGAGGAGCAUGUAGCCCCCUGGAUGGUCACUGUACCUGUGCUCCAGGAUGGAGAGGAGAGAGGUGCGAACUCUACUGUCAGGAUGGUACCUAUGGUCUAGAUUGUAAAGAACAUUGUGAUUGCAGUCAUGCUGAUGGAUGUCACCACUCUACUGGUCACUGCCGCUGUUUGGCUGGAUGGACUGGUAUCCAUUGUGACAGCGUGUGUGCCGAGGGCCGCUGGGGUCCAAACUGCUCCCUCCCCUGUAACUGUAAGAAUGGAGCAUCCUGCUCUCCAGAUGAAGGAACCUGUGAGUGUGCUCCAGGAUACAGAGGCCCAACCUGUCAGAGAAUCUGCUCACCAGGUUACUUUGGUCACCGCUGCAGUCAGACUUGUCCUCAGUGUGUCCAUAGUAAUGGACCGUGUCACCAUGUCACAGGACAGUGUGAUUGCCUGCCAGGCUUCAAGGGAGCACUGUGUAAUGAGGUGUGUCCCAGCGGUCGUUUUGGGAAGAGCUGUGCCUGGAGCUGCAGCUGCACAAACAAUGGAACCUGUCACCCCAUUGAUGGCUCAUGUCAGUGUUAUCCAGGAUGGAUUGGCAGUGAUUGCUCCCAGUCUUGUCCACCUGGUCACUGGGGACCCAACUGCAUCCACACAUGUAACUGCCACAAUGGAGCAUACUGCAGCGCUUAUGAUGGAGAAUGCAAGUGCAGCCCAGGGUGGACUGGCCUCUACUGCACACAGCGCUGUCCAUUAGGUUUCUAUGGGAAGGACUGCUCUCAGAUCUGCCAGUGUAGGAAUGGAGCCGACUGCGACCACAUCUCUGGACAAUGCACGUGUCGAACUGGCUUCGUGGGGAAACACUGUGAACAGAAGUGUCCUCCUGGUUUGUACGGUUAUGGUUGCCAUCAGGUCUGUGACUGUCUAAAUAACUCCACCUGUGAUCACAUGACUGGCACGUGUUACUGCAAUCCAGGCUGGAAGGGAACUCGAUGUGACCAAGCUGGAGUGGUUGUGGUGGGCAGCCUCAACACUUUAACAGCCAUGCAUGUAGACACUUACCAGAUCGGAGCCAUCGCGGGAAUCAUCAUCCUAGUUCUGCUUGUGCUCUUCCUUCUGCUCCUGUUCAUUAUCUUCAGAAAGAAGCAGAAGGGCAAAGAACCCACCAUGCCAUCUGUGACCUACACUCCUGCUGCAAGGGUCGCUACUGAUUACACUAUAGCAGGUGGUCACCCAGCAACAUGUGAGCCCCAUCUGCGCAACUAUUUCUCCAACCCUAGUUACCAUACUCUGACCCAGUGCAUCAGUGCCCCGCAUGGUCCAUAUGGAAAGGUCAAGAACAACCAGCUUUUUGUAAACAUUAAGAAUGUGGAUCAGAGAAAAUGUGAACUUCUUGGUGAUCGUAAUGGCACCCUACCUGCAGACUGGAAACAUAGGGACUGCUUGAAUGAACUGGGAGCCUGUGGAGUUGAUAGGAGUUACAUGGGGAAAUCUUUAAGAGAUCUGAUGAAGGGCGCACCCCAUCAUGCCAGCUCCUGUUCACUUAACAGCUCUGAAAACCCAUAUGCUACAAUAAAGGACCCUCCUGUACUGAUAACCAAAAACACCGAAUGUGGCUAUGUGGAAAUGAAAUCACCAGCCAUGCGGGAUUCACCAUAUGCUGAGAUUAGCAAUAGAAGCCCAACCAAUAACCAGAAUGUCUAUGAAGUUGAUUCAACUGUAAGCACCAUACAGUACACUGGAGAUAACAGUGGCCAUGUGAAGUUUGGGCAGGAUCCAUAUGAUUUACCAAAAAACAGCCGCAUCCCCUGCCAUUAUGAUAUCCUGCCAUCCAGAGAGAGUCCUUCCUCAGAGCUCAAGGAGCUGGACAGUGAAUAAUGCCAUAGAGACUCCAAUCUGUGUUCAGGCCUCACCUCCAGGCUGUAGCUUCAGCAUUGCAUCUUCUACAAACUGCCCACUUUUUAUUCAUAAUAUACUAGCCCUUAUGUUAUAUUUUUUACACUGUUGUUGUAAUUAUGUAUUAUGACUACAAAUUGGGUAUAUACAGUUAGGGUCAUAAGUUUCCAUACUCUCAUCAUGGGCAUGAAUGUCAUGGUAAUUUUGGGCACAUUAAAUUAUUUCUUCAAACUGUCCUUCCAGGGGAAUAUACAGCAUACAUGACUUCAAAAGUUUUAAUUAUUUUAAAAAACAAGAAUUGGGUGCACCAGUCUGAAUUUAUUUGAGAUUUUUUUCUAAUCCAUACAAGGUCAAAAUUAUACAUGCAGGCUCAAAUAUAUACACCCCCCACUAAUAUUUGGAUAAAUGUCCCUUACCAAGUUACACCUUGACCAGACACUUUUGGUAGCCAUCAACAAGUUUCUGGCAUAAUUCUGGCUGGCAGGAUAUUUGACCACUCUUCUUGGUAGAUCAUUAAAUUCAAGUUCAUUAAAAUUGGUUGGCUUCCUGGCACAGACCCAGCUUUUAAUUAUAGUCCACAAAUUUUCAAUAUGAUUGAGGUCGGGGCUUUGGGAAGGCCAUUCUAGAAGCUUUGAUGACAUUUUCAAGAUGUUUUGAUAUGCUUUGUCCUUUAAAUUGUCCUGUUAAAACACCCAAGUUUCAACCAUCUAGCUGUUGAAUUGAGGUAAAGUUGAACAAUUUGGAGAGUUAGGGUUAGGGUGUUCUUUUAUUAUUCCAUCGAUUUUUGUGCAAUGUACCAGUACCACUGGCAGCAAAACAGCCCUAGGGCAAAAUGCUACCACUAACAUGCUUGACAGUUGGUAGUUUUCUUGGGUUUGAAAGCCUCACCUUUACUUCUCCAAACAUACCUCUUACUUAGCUUGUCCAUGUGGACAGCUGCAAAUUUAAUUCAAGCUUAAAGGUGUUGAUUUUGGCUUCUUUCUUGGUGAGCACCCUCUCUGUAGGGUGAUGUAAAACUCACUUCACUGUGGACAGUGACACUGGCAUUCCAGCAGUUGCCAGUUCAUGCAAACCAAUUUCCUCUCAUCUGAAGGUGAAAAUAUGAUUAUUUUUCCAGACACUGGCAAAUGGCACCACAUCCAAAUAACUUGUAUUAGCCUAUAUCUAUAAUUUUGAUCCUGUGUGAAUUGGAGAAAAUACAAAAUACAUUCAAACUUGUGCACCCAAUUCUUUUCCUUUUUUAAAGUCAUUAAAGAUAUAUACUAAAAAAAAAAAUCAUUCUGUCCUGGAAUGAUUUUUUACAUACACCCCAUGAGUGUAUGUAAACUUCUGACCACAACUAUAGUUCUGGAGGUUUUUUUUUUUUCUUUUUUACAGCUCUUGCUGUAAGUGCAGUGAAGUCCUCUUGGUCAUGUCACAGAGGAGAGCCUCAGUUUGCUACACAAAGCAGUUUGUUUCCUAUGUUGAUCAGCUAAAGCUAAAGGCAGUCUUAAUACCCUCAUGCAAAUGGCCAUUCUCACAAGUGACCUGAUGUGUUUGUCAUAGUAUCCUUCUGACUGCUUGUCUGAUAUUGCUCCAAGAAUUCCUUGUGCUGUUGCACUUUUUAGUCUCCAAACAGCAACUUCUACAAAUAGCACUAACACACACCUUCAGAUGGUUGAACUAAUUGGUACACAAAAAAUAGUGGACUGCCAUCCAUUUAAUUAACAUGGGUCUUCCCAUAACUUUCAAAACUUGAUAUGCACAAUCCCAAACAAUUCCAGUAUAUGCUGUUAAAAAAUCUGAACACUUUGUUUCAAGCUUACUAAAGACUUUGCAUAUAGCAUGUAAUAUCAAUCAAAUCUUUAUUUUUAUAGCAGCAGAAUUAGAUAGGAGGUCAUUUGGUUGAGUUUAUGCAAUUGUCUCAAAGACUACAUGUUUGCUUUCAUGAUGAAAAGUUAAAGAUUAUGGCAGCUGAAAAUGUAUUUGAUUUUUUAUAUAGUAAUCACAGCAAAUGCAAUCAGUGUUAUAUUAGUUGGCAAGUAAACCAAAGGUACAAGUGCCAUUUAAAAAGAAGUUUAUUGUUGCUAUUGUUUGUUUGUUUUUGUAUAUAUUCCAUGAGAUUUUGAGCUUCUCGUUCUAACAAUGUUUUAACUACUGUGAUUUUCAGUAAUUUCCCACUUAUUUUACAAUAUUUUCUUAGUGGUGAGUCAACAUACAAAAAAAUAGAAGAUGAUUAAAGGUGAUUGUAUUUCAUUUCACAUGAAAAUGUGACAUUAAAAUUUGUGACUUUCAGUACUCCUUGGCCCCUGUUGACAUUUACAGUAGCUCUUCUGAGCUUGAUAUUCUACACAGUUGUAUAUCAAAUAGUAGCUUGUUCACCAUACUGCUGCCCCAGGGCCCAUGUUCAUUGUAAUGUUUUUGUUUGUUUUUAGCAUGUGAUUUGUAUUUCGAUAUCUCAACUUCAGUAAAAUAUGAUGCAUUUUGAA